Molecule: messenger RNA, 2561 nt
Organism: Ruditapes philippinarum (Manila clam)
Lineage: Eukaryota; Metazoa; Mollusca; Bivalvia; Venerida; Veneridae
Exons: 14
Coding region: 152-1948 (598 amino acids)
Source: RefSeq, a predicted model, not a curated record
GCGUGCAACCAUAGUCAGCAGUUAGGGAACCAUCCUUUUCAUGCUGGAAACCAGAAAUUUGGGUGAAGAAGUAAAUUUACCAAGGAUGUUUGGUCCGUGUAGCAACAUUUUUUGACAUUUUAAAAUCCAUCAGGUUCUUCUUACAGUGACCAUGAGGAAGACUGGAGCUAGAUUGACCCUGUCUGGUGCAAUGGCAAGACAGCCACACCUGGAGCCAUUGGACACUAGUGAGAUUAAAAGCUCAAGUGUGACUAAAGCAGAAAAAGAAAUAAAGCUGUUAAAACAAGAAAAUCGGAAGUUAAAGGAUGAUCUAACAGAAGUCAGGUCAUUGUACAAUCAGCUAGUACAGGAGAAUAGCCAUGAGAAGUUUGAUGAAAGGAGGGUAACUCUGUUGAAGUCACAGAUUAUACAGCUAGAGAGACAGUUGCUGUUAUUUAGUGAAGCCCUCACAUCUAGAAGUGAGACUUUGUUUGAUGUAGAGAAUAAUCUUCAGUGGCUGGCAGAUAAAUGCAGGUCAUUAAUCAGUAAAGAUGUGAGAGGUGCUCAAGUUCCUGUAGAUAGAUCAGAGUUAACAUUGAUGGUAGAGACCACAGAAUCUGCAAGGAUCAAGUUGUACAAACAGAUAGAGAAUAGAUCCACGGAAAAUUUAUCUAGACCAUUGAAAUUCACCAGUGAUUUUCUACAGUCUAGUAGAGAACAUGAUGUUACACUGUUAGAGAUAGCCUCUGGAAAUCUGGAACAUUUAAAUCUCAAACAUGUGACAAAGUUAGAAACAAAACUUAGCUCCCUUUACAAGGAUCUCAUUCAGCUACAUUCCAUCAUGGAACCUGAAAAUGACAGUGACUCUGCGUAUUUAUGGACUUCCUGUCAUGUGACCACACCUGCCAGAGAUAGGCUAAUGACCCAGAUUCUGAAAACAUGUGCAGUGAUGAAAGAAUGUAGCUCAGACCUUCUUGAUUUAUCAUUAUUGUAUCCCAGUGCACCUUGGCCACCACUGAAGACAUGUGCACUUAAAGAGAUCACAGCAGAGAGAGUGUUGGCAUGGUUACCAGCUAGGUCAAGGUCAAGGUCAGAGGACAUGAACCAAAUGAUAAAAGCAUUGGUGAAAGCUUUCAACUAUAAAGUUUAUAUGCUUCAAAACCAGAAUAAAUGUUUGAGAGAAGAGGUGAAGUAUCAUCAGAAAGUUUACAAUCUGCAGCUCAAAUAUACAGAGUCUUUAUUUCAAGCUAUAAGGGAAGCCUACACAAGUUUUGAAGAUACUAGUAAUGACUUGAUAGUGAAACCAAUUAAUGUGGUUCUAGAAGCUUACAUGGAUUUGAGUCAGUCAGCAUCUGAGGUUUCCCUUAAAAAAUUCAUACAGACAUUUAAAGACCAGGUUCCACAGCUGAGCACUAUAGUGGAGACAAUUCAAGUGAAAGCAUUUGAAGAAUCAGAAGAAAGGUCAAAGCCAAGGUCAAAAGAAAAAGCACUACAUAAGAAAGAAUGGGUCAGCAUAUUAGAUGACGAGCCUUUAGAGAGAGGUUUAUCUGAUCUAAAUUUAGAAUCUCAUGAAACAGAAAGAGAACAUUCGGAAAGUGAUACAAAAGAAAUGUCAGAUGCGGAACUUUUUAAUUAUCUUUCAAAAACAGAUUUUGGGCAAGAUAUCCACACAAGUGUUGACAGCAUUGAUACAGGUGUUAAUAAACAUAGUGAGACUACUACCAGUCAAAAACCUCCGAAAUUAAAAAAGAAAAAACUUGGAUAUGUGCCAAAUACCUUUGUACCAAACAAAACUCUUCAGUUGAGGAGAUCAGGAAGUUUAAGUAGACUGUCCUCUAAAGAAGAAAGUUUUGAAAGUAAUCAGUCUGCUAAUGAGAGACCAGUCUCUCAGGAGGAAGUACUUACUGAGAAAAUAGGGAAACAAAGUCAGGGGAAAGGCUUCCACAGAAGUAGACCAGCAUUUAGGUAACAUACCUCAGUUCAUAAAUUAUCUCAGGGGAGGAGCGACCAAGUGAUAAGCAUAUCUACAUCUCAACCCAGGCAUCAUCUAUUCAAACUAUAUUUGGGUCAUGUCCAUAUUUUGUCAUGUAUGUUCCAUUUCAAUUUCUUUUGUGAUUGAAAUAGGCUGUCAGAUUUCUCACAAUCAAGCUUACAGUAUGUUUCAAUUAAUUGCCUCAUAAUUUAAUUCAUUUGUUUUCUUACAAAACUGUUGUUACAUGUAGUUAUAAAACAAAAACAUGAAUUGCUUACUUCAUGUAAUUUUCUUUUUACGGAGUUUCUCAUUUGUCAGAAAUUUUAUUAUUAUUUAAAUAUUUGCAAAAUGAUCAAACCUUAUUAUAACAUUACAAUUAGUAUAAUUACCAUAUUUUUAUACCCUAAUAUGUACUUGGAUUGACCAAAAUAAACAAUACCUCAGUGAGACAACUUAGGGUACUAGUGCCUGAUAAUAAUUUAUAUUGAUCUCGCAGAAUGUUUUGUAUAUUUAUUGUUAAACAUUAUGCAACUUUAUAGUUAUAUUGCCUUAUUUGUUUUGCAAUGAAAUGUUACAAAUUAUGUUAUGCAAAUAAAUUUUAUUUUACAGA